AUGUUUUCCCGAGAAAGCUACUUGCUCUGCUGGCUGUCCUUUCUAUGGACUGUUGAAGCAUUCUCCACGGGAUAUGUCCCGGUACAAACUCGCAAUAAUGCGGAUCCAGAUACCGUCGUGGCCAUUAAACGAGCCCUACAUGCUGCCAGAGACACGACUUAUUCGAUGAACCGGACAUCGAUAGAAAAGAGUUGGGCAGAUGCCACGCUAUUCUCACUUGAACUCAGCACCAGCUCUACCGAGUCUAAAAACGCAACACUAGACCUCCACGAAGGCAUCUCCGUCAUCUGCACAACCUGCUAUGUCAAUGGAUCCAUUGGCGGCUCGUUGAGAUUGGGGGGUGAUUUCAAUCUUACGGAAACGGUAGAUAGUUUCACAGACGAGGUUACGAACGUGACCGACUCAGCAUUCGACCAAAUAGAAGAGUACCUUGAGGAUGUCUUCACAAACAUUACUCUUCUUCAUUUCGAUGAGAUCCCUGCCUGGCCAACGGUCGAUAUUGACUUUGAUUUUGAGCAUCUUGAUGGAUUCCCUGAGGUGCAGGCACAAUUCGAGUUUGAUGGCUUGGAGCUAUAUCUAGAGUUAGAUGUUCAGCUGUCUGCCGGCGCAACCUACACGUUGAACUUGUUCACUUCUGAGACCAUUGCAGGAUUCUCGGUGCCUAACCUGGAAGCUGGGGCCGUCUUCAAAGUGUCCCUGGUGCUAAUCGCAGAGGCAGAAAUCGACAUCAGCAGCGGUAUCCAUAUCAAACUGGAUGAUGGGUUGAAGCUGGACCUGGAACUUUUUAAUAAAAACGUGUCCGGAAUUACACUUCCCGGUGGCAGAGUGGAAUUCCUGCCCAUAACGAUUGAAGGCCAAGGAAGCCUCCAAGCUCUACUACAGCUGGAAGCUAGUCUCGGAUUUGAAGUUUCUGCGCAGGAUUUGGCGCCUGAAAUUUCAUUCAGCGCAGGCAUUGCUGGAGAGGCCUUUGCCUAUGUGGCUGAUUUCCUUGUGCAGGUCAAUAGCUCUACGAGCGACGACGCGGAUUGCAAAUUAGCAGCCGCUGCAGAGUACACGCUGGCCGUUGGCGCUGCAGCGGGUGCAACUGUUGCUGUCAACACAUAUCAAUGGGGCCCAGCACCCAGCACAACAAUACCUAUAUGGUACACGACUGUGGCAAGCCUCUGUGCAGGUAGCAAAACAGCUUCAUCAGCUGUUACUUCACAGGCCACAUUAGAUAGACGAGACUGGUCUACCACCGCCGUCUCAACUUCAUCGACUUACACCAUCGUCGGCUGCAUCUCAGCAGGUCUCGUCCACUGUCCUGCCAGCUUACAGACUACCACAUCAAUCGAGAAAACAAUGACAACUAUUCUCAGUGUCCCGUCUGGAGCAGAGGAUGUCACCUAUCCAGCUAGCACAUUUGCAUCUGUAACGAGUGCCAUCCCAUUUGGAGAGCAUGCUCAUACUCUGAGUGCCACUUCUGGGACGCCCACAUCCUACGUACCUCCCCCAGUGGCCACACAAACCUCUACCAACACUACCGAUAGCGGGGGCUUGGAUGAUGAUGGUGAUGACGACGAUGACAACCACUCAAAUGAUAACAAACUUAUCAUCGGGUUGAGUGUAGGAUUGGGAGUCCCGAUACUGAUUGUAUUGGCUGCUGGACUAGGAUGGUUUAUCCACCAACGCAGAAAAUACUCCGCAGUUGUACAGCCAGAAACGAUGGAGGAGACAAAGCAGCCACGCAGCACUGAGAUUGAGACUUAA
Molecule: messenger RNA, 1749 nt
Organism: Aspergillus ochraceoroseus IBT 24754
Lineage: Eukaryota; Fungi; Ascomycota; Eurotiomycetes; Eurotiales; Aspergillaceae
Exons: 4
Coding region: 1-1749 (582 amino acids)
Source: RefSeq, a predicted model, not a curated record